Aspergillus homomorphus CBS 101889 is the source of this 600-nucleotide messenger RNA. RefSeq lists its product as uncharacterized. Gene Ontology annotation, biological process: regulation of DNA-templated transcription. Gene Ontology annotation, molecular function: zinc ion binding; DNA-binding transcription factor activity, RNA polymerase II-specific. NCBI's taxonomy places the organism in Eukaryota, Fungi, Ascomycota, Eurotiomycetes, Eurotiales, Aspergillaceae. The record is from RefSeq and is a predicted model, not a curated record. Bases 124 to 456 code for a protein of 110 amino acids. The transcript is spliced from 3 exons.
CUGAGGCGUCGAGGUGUCGAAUUAACCCUCGGCAAAAAUACUCAAUACUUCGCUAUGGCUUGUAUCUUCGGAGUCAUAACAAUCUCAUCACAAACAAUAGACCACAAUUGAUCUCCGAGGAAGAUGCGGCCAACGUCUGCCUGUUCAUCAUGUCGCUUCCGCAAGCGCAAAUGCAUGGUCCUCGCACCAGGGAAGCCAGGUCACCUAUGUAGCUCGAAAAAUUGGCUGUGUGACCUUCAGGCCUUGUCGGUUUCAGUUUCAAUAAGCAGGAAUCCUGAUUUACAGCCUGAGAGCGACCAAACAUUCUACAACAAGCUACCCCAAGAUGUAUGUAAUGAGCUUGCUGAUCUCUACCUCAAGCUGGUCCACACCAAGCAGUAUACUUCUUCCACCAUCACACUAUCAUCCAAGAACAACGCCAGGGUCGAGUUCCAGCCUAUUUACUUCUGGCUAUAGUCGCAUUAUCGGCCCGGGCAGACUCUCCCCUCACCCUUUCUUUCAGCAUGUACUACCGUGUAAUCGUGUUCGGCCAUUUCUACAGCAGGCUGUGUUAGCUUUCGAGAUGCACAACAGACCAAUCAAUAUACCAUCUCUGCAGGG